Pelecanus crispus (Dalmatian pelican) is the source of this 1032-nucleotide messenger RNA. NCBI's taxonomy places the organism in Eukaryota, Metazoa, Chordata, Aves, Pelecaniformes, Pelecanidae. The record is from RefSeq and is a predicted model, not a curated record.
GGUAUAGAAGGGGAGGAUGAAGGAGCAAUAAGUAUGCUUUCUGAUAAUACAGCUAAGCUAACUUCAGCUGUCAGCUCUCUUCCAGAACUUCUGGAAAAGAAGAGGCUUAUUGAUCUUCAUACAAAUGUUGCAACAGCUGUUUUGGAGCAUAUAAAGAGUCGAAAGCUGGAUGUGUAUUUUGAAUAUGAGGAAAAAAUAAUGAGCAAAUCCACUCUGGAUAAAUCUCUUCUGGACAUGAUUUCUGACCCAGAUGCGGGAACUCCAGAAGACAAAAUGCGAUUAUUUCUUAUCUAUUACAUAAGCUCAGCUCAGGCACCUUCAGAGAUUGAUUUGGAGCAGUAUAAAAAAGCGUUGAUGGAUGCAGGUUGUAAUCUUGCUCCUUUGAGCUACAUAAAACAAUGGAAGGCUUUCACUAAGAUGGCUUCGGCUCCAACCAGCUAUGGAAACACUACGCCUAAACCUUUGGGUCUGUUUUCCCGUGUUAUGAAUACAGGAUCACAGUUUGUGAUGGAAGGAGUGAAGAACUUGGUACUGAAGCAACAAAAUCUACCAGUCACACGUAUAUUGGAUAACCUUAUGGAGAUGAAGUCAAACCCUGAGACAGAUGACUACCGGUAUUUUGACCCCAAGAUGCUACGAGGCAGUGACAGCUCAGUUCCAAGAAACAAAAAUCCAUUCCAGGAGGCGAUAGUAUUUGUAGUUGGAGGAGGCAACUAUAUUGAAUAUCAAAAUCUUAUUGACUACAUAAAGGGUAAACAAGGCAAACAUGUCCUGUAUGGCUGCAGUGAACUUUUUAAUGCUACACAGUUUAUCAAACAGCUGUCCCAACUUGGCCAGAAAUGAGACUGAAACACCAUUACCUGGAUGACAACGUGACAACAGAGAAUUGUUAUAACAUUCAGAUAUCUUCAUAUCUAUAAUUUUGUCAUUAUAUUAAAACUUAAACCCAUUUCACUAGUAUGAUAACUUUUAAAAAAAGAUCUGUAAUUAAUACGGUGUAUAUCAACAUUUCGGAAAUAAACCUUAAAACCU